Messenger RNA from Macrosteles quadrilineatus (aster leafhopper), 4379 nucleotides. RefSeq lists its product as uncharacterized. Lineage: Eukaryota; Metazoa; Arthropoda; Insecta; Hemiptera; Cicadellidae. The transcript has 9 exons. Gene Ontology annotation, cellular component: ribonucleoprotein complex; cytoplasm; nucleus. The coding region runs from base 195 to 2399 and encodes 734 amino acids. Gene Ontology annotation, molecular function: RNA binding; RNA helicase activity; ATP binding. The record is from RefSeq and is a predicted model, not a curated record.
UUUCGACUUGCGCAUCAGCUGCUGCUACGUUUCAUCCUGUGGAGAUUUCGAGAAGUCUGCCCUUCCCUCUCUGCCAUUUUCUCUGUUCGCCGGGUUCAGUUAGGGCAGACAGGAGAGGCAAGUGAAAGUCGUUGCACAUUUCAACACCAUUUGUUGACUUUCAACUUUAUUUAGAAGUUAUAUUUUGCUGUACAAUGUACGGCAACAGCUAUAACAAUCAAAAUAUGUACAGAGGGAACGGCGAACAGUUUACUCCAAAGAAUCGGUAUUGGGUUAACCACAACUCACCCACAGCAAUGGCAGACUUUGGGAACGGGGGAAACACAUUUAACAAGCAAAACAAGAACGGAAAACAGCCCGGUGAAAGCUUAAAGAAACCUCAUUGGGACAUGAACGCUCUUAUGCCUUUCCAAAAGAAUUUCUACGUUCCUCAUGAAAAUGUUGCUAACAGGAGUGAGGAAGAAGUUGACAUGUACAGAGCGGCAAAGGAGAUUACAGUAAAGGGGACCAACAUACCUCACCCGACUCAGGGCUUCCAGGAGGGUAACUUCCCUGAUUAUAUGAUGCAGCAGAUAAUCAAGCAGGGUUUCAACGAGCCUACAGCCAUCCAGGCUCAGGGGUGGCCGAUUGCACUCAGCGGCCGAGACAUGGUCGGCAUCGCUCAAACUGGCUCCGGCAAGACACUAGCGUACAUGCUGCCUGCCGCAGUUCACAUCAAGAACCAGAACAAGCUCAACAGAGGGGACGGCCCGAUCGUACUGAUCCUCGCCCCGACCCGAGAAUUGGCUCAACAAAUCCAGAGCGUGGCUCAAGACUUUGGCCAGACAUCGAUGAUCAGAAACACCUGCAUUUUUGGCGGCGCCCCUAAAGGACCCCAAGCCCGUGAUUUAGAGAGAGGAAUUGAAAUUGUGAUCGCUACUCCUGGAAGAUUGAUUGACUUUUUGGAGCGAGGCACCACCAACCUGAAGCGAUGCACUUACCUGGUUUUGGACGAGGCUGACAGGAUGCUGGACAUGGGCUUUGAACCUCAGAUACGCAAGAUUAUUGAACAGAUCAGGCCUGACAGGCAAGUUCUGAUGUGGUCAGCGACCUGGCCCAAGGAAGUGCAGGCUCUGGCAGAAGACUUCCUCCAUGACUACAUCCAGAUCAACAUAGGAUCUCUGGAACUAGCAGCUAACCACAACAUCCGCCAAAUCGUCGAGGUCUGCCAGGACACUGAGAAGGAAACAAGGUUGUCUCAGUUGCUGCACGAACUUGGUCGAGAGGUCGGGUUUAAGGCGAUCAUAUUUGUUGAGACUAAGAAGAAAGUUGAUGACAUCACAAAAUCCAUCAAGCGUGAAGGCAUUCCUGGGAGUCAAAUGACAUGGCAAGCUAUUUCAAUCCACGGUGACAAGUCGCAACAAGAAAGAGACUACGUGUUGACCGAGUUUAGGAACGGGAAGUCUCCGAUCCUGGUGGCGACUGACGUAGCCGCCCGUGGUUUGGACGUGGAAGAUGUUAAGUACGUCAUUAACUUUGAUUACCCCAACUCAUCAGAGGACUACAUCCACCGCAUUGGACGCACAGGUCGUUGCCAACAGGCCGGCACAGCGUACACUUUCUUCACCGCUAACAACCAGCGUCAGGCCAAGGAGCUCAUUGCAGUGUUGUCCGAAGCCAAGCAGGACGUCAACCCUAAGCUGAUUGAACUGGCCGCUCUUGCCAAGAACAACUACAGCGCUCGCAACAGAUGGAACAACCGCAACAAGGACAACAGCGGAAACAUCCGAAGCAAUGUCAACAGCAACACUUGGAAUGCUGUGUCUGCAGCUCAGGCUCAAGAGUUCAAACCCAGCGGACAGAGCAGCUCUCCACACAACCGCUACCAGCAGCCGACGCAGAACUCUACCAACCAGACACCUCGCAGCUUCCAUCAGAAGAGCGGACAGAACUAUCAGAACUACCAGUCACCUCACAAUGGCUUCACACCUAACGCUUAUCCCAACACCUACGGCCACCAGAACGGAUUCGGGCAGCAGAAUGGGUUCCCUCAGAACGGAUACCAUCAGGGAGCUUACGGAGGUCAGCACCAGGGUAACAGCGGAUUCGGGCAGAACAGAAACAGUUAUGGACAAAACCAGGUUCGAAACGGAGGCGGAUACCAAGGACAGAGGUUCAACAGGCAGCAGAACUACGUAGAGAACGGACAACAUCAGGGGAUGUUCACAGUCCCUCCCCCGUACAUGCUGCAACACAACUCCGACGCCGGGGUGCAGAGUCUCAUCAACCACAAGUUUUUCCAACCCAACCGCCCACCUCCGGCCAACCCUUGCGCCUACCAGAGCGGAUACGCAGCCCAGUACCAACCCGCCAUGCCUUACACCUACCAGUUCAGUCAGCCUCAGGCUGUCCAACAAUAAUCUACUACACAUUUUGGUUUUAGUUUUGUUUUUGUGUAGCCGGUUUUUAUGUUGUUAGUAGUGUUUCAUGUUUAAAGUUUUAUAAUCGGUGUUUGGGCUGACGAUGCACUUAUACUUCGGGAACUCUAAGCCAAAUUGUUGUUUUAUCGAUACGGCUCUGUAAUAUAUCCAGAAGCCACAUUCCACAUUUAGUUUCCCAUCACUUGUAAUAAUUAUUGUCGGUAGAUAAAUCUUCUGUAUGCUCUUUGAAAUGCACGAAACAUUCAGAAGGGGGGAGGGUUGGGAGCUCGAGUGUUUAUAAUUUCUAUUAUCGGCAGAAUUUAAUUUUGUGUAAAUUUAGUCAGUGCUGGGAGAACGACGAGCCGAUCUCGAUGUUGUCGGAAAGUUUCUUUCGCGAUAUGUAUUUUGAGCGGACGUUUUUGUGCUGUUACGAGAUGUCACGUUCUUUCCAGUGCUAAAUAAAUAUUAGUUGUCUGUUAUAUCGAGAUUUCGCUUUUGCGAUACAGUAUUGUUUUAAUCUUUGUGUUAUAAUGUUUAGUCAUAAGGUUCUUUGGAUCCAAAAAUGUUCCUUAACCCUCUAUAUGAUCUGUCAACCCUCAAGGGUCGUGUACAUAGUUAGUUCUAUAUAACGUGUAAAUUAUAUUUUAUUAACGAGAACGCUAAUUUUAUCGAGCGUUUUUUCACGAGGAGACCUCAAUUACACUUUUAACUGUGAUAUGUAGCGAAUAAUUUUAACUUAAGUUGCGGAUCCAAGAGAAAGGUCGGUUUUGAACCAAACACUAAUGAUGCCACGGUAUUUUGAUACACAACUCUGAUCUUUUAAUAUAAGUGUCGAUACUGUAUGUGAUAUUUUCCUUAAAGACUGAUCUUGCUGAUUAAGAGCGAAUAGACUAUUUUUAUUAUCGUAAAACUUUCGUUAAACGAAAAAAACGGAAGUUUAGUACAGAAUAAGAACGAGAAUCUUGUCGUUCAGCGAGUUUAUAUAAAGUUAUUUUUUGUACAAAAUUAUGAUGAGCACCGCUAAUCGUUGUUUUUGUUUUGCUCAUUAACUUUUUGUUUGUUGGAUUGAGAGAGUUUAUUGUAUUCUGUACUAGAUGGAUUCGCAUUAGUUAGUGAUAUAGGAUAAGUCUAUACGGUUCAACAAUGAUCCAGGAGGUAAUAUCUCUCCGCCUACCUUUCUCAUGGAAAGUAUCAAUAGUUAAUAAGCGCUAUAUAGUGAGGUUGUCUGUUUACACAUAUGAAUAGGCCGAUAUCAUGUCUUUACAUUCUGUUGAAUGUUGUUAUCUAUGUUUAAACCAGAGGUUGUGUUUUUGUUUUCAAUUUACAUUGUCUUACGGUAUUCUAGAAUUUUGUUUAAAUCUCAGUUUAAGUCUUUUGUUUCUUAGUGAUUACAGUCAUUUGUGAUUUUCAAUACACCCUGUUCAUCUAUUGCAGCGCAGAUAUGCAAUAACGGUGGAUAACUCUAGCAAUAUUCUGUAUCAGGGAUCAUUAGAAACUCAGAUCUAUUGUGAUAUUACAAAAGAUACUAAAUUCACUGUUCUCAGGUAUCGGCCUGUUCCUAGUAUGAAAAUAGUAAUUUCUUUUCAAAUACUAGAUUUGUAAUGUGAACAAUUGUUAUUUCAUUGAAAUAAUUUAAAUAUUAGUCAUCUGUUUAACAGUAGGAGUUUGUACGUCCUAUUGGAUUUCAAAAAUCGCCAGUAACAGUAAGUGAGGGACUGCGCAAACAGAUUUUUUUUACCAUGACAAAAAGAGAAAUCCUAUUUGUAGUUUGAUAAUAUUUACGACCCUUGUGAUAAUGAUGGAUGUAUAUGUUGGAAGUUCUGUACGAUUUGCACCAAGAGUGCCUACGUCUGGUGUAGAGCGUAUAGAUUUGAAACUUUCAGUCCUUAGGCGUAGUAUGACUCUUCUGUCAGUUUCCGAAAAGUGCAUUUCUUGUAUGUAAUACAGUAUUAUAUAGAAUAACAUAUAUUAAUAACCACA